CUUCCGGGUGGCAGCAGAAGAAGAAGUGAGUUCUGAUCCGACCAACUUCCGACAGAAAGGUCGGUUUAGAAGUGUGUGUAGAAGUCGCUACUAGUGACCGCGCAAACAUGGCAGCGGCGGCGGCUGUCGUGAGGUGUUUGCGGACCGGGCUGAGGACAGACUGUCUGGUUGGCUCGCGGCUCGCCUCCGCCGCCGCGGUGAGCCGCCACACAGCCGAGGACGUCAGCAGCCUGAGGCGCAGAGGCGCCGGUGGGUCCCGGGGCCGAGGACGGGACCGCGGGGGUCGCCUGCUGAGUUCUGUCUCUCUGGGGCUCGGACUCUGCGGCGCCGCGCUGCUGGACACGCGGAGGGACGAGGACUCGAGAGGUGCGGCGGUCCUUGAACGCGUCCUGCCCAGCGCUCUGUGCGCGGCUCCGUUUAAGCCCGACAGUCCGCGGUUUAAGUACAACUUUAUCGCCGAUGUGGUGGAAAAAUCGACACCUGCUGUGGUCUACAUCGAGAUCCUGGCCCGACAUCCGAUGUCCCACAGAGAAAUCACAGUGUCCAAUGGCUCGGGAUUCAUCGUCAGCAGCGACGGCCUCAUCCUCACCAACGCCCACGUGGUGGCCAACAAGCGGGCCGUGCGCGUCAAGCUGGCCAAUGGCGACACGUACGACGCCACCGUGCAGCACGUGGACCAGGUGGCCGACAUCGCCACCAUCAAGAUCUCCGCCAAGAACCCCCUGCCCACGCUGAAGCUGGGCCGCUCCUCGGACAUCCGGCAGGGGGAGUUUGUGGUGGCCAUGGGGAGCCCGCUGGCGCUGAGGAACACCAUCACGUCCGGGAUCAUCAGCGCCGUGCUGCGAGGAAGCAAGGAGCUGGGAAUGGUCAACUCCAACAUGGACUACAUCCAGACGGACGCCGCCAUCGACUUUGGGAACUCUGGCGGUCCUCUCAUCAAUCUGGACGGCGAGGUCGUGGGCAUCAACACCAUGAAGGUCACGCCGGGCAUCUCCUUCGCCAUCCCGGCCGACCGCUUGCAGCUGUUCCUGGAUCAGGCGGCCAACCGGAAAAGUUCGUGGUUCAGCGGCUCGGACACCCGCCAGCGCUACAUCGGCAUCACCAUGUUGACGCUGACGCCCAGCAUCAUCGCGGAGCUGAAGCUGAGGGACCCGACUUUCCCGGACGUCACUCACGGAAUCCUGAUCCACAGAGUUCACAAGGGCUCUCCGGCCCACCGGGACGGCCUCCUGCCACGGGAUGUGUUGGUGGAGCUCAAUGGGAAGCCGGUCUACACGGCGGAGGAGCUGUACCAGGCGGUGCAGAACAACCAGCGGUUGGUGGUGACGGUGAGGAGAGGCGAGCGACUGCUGCAGCUGCACAUGAUGCCCGAGUACGUGGAGUGACGCCGCUUUUUAUACUUCUGAGGGACAAGUCCGAAAACAGCUGAUGAAUCAGGUGCCGGAGGCGUUCGACCACCUGCUCUUGUGUCAGCACCUCUGUAAAACGUGCUCAGUCAUCUGACAAUUACACACGUUUAAAAACAACUCUUGAAUGAUUGGCCGCCCCGCUUCACGUGACUUAGCCGCGUUCAUGUGUGCGAUGAGAGGGUUUGUCUGACCUGCGGACCUGGCAGUAACAGAGCCCUGCCAGCAGAUGGCGGCAUGGGCCGCGCGACUCUAAAGGUGAUGUCCGGAGUUAGUGCAGCAGGGCUUCUUUAAAUACCAGCUGAAGAUCAGAGGUAAGACCUUGUUCUCAUUUUUUUUUAUUUAUUUAUAAACGUCCUCGAUUUUCCUUCAGCUUUUACACGCUACCUAUUUUUCUUUUCCACAUGUAAAUGUGACGUUUCAGUUAUUUUUUCAUGACAACAGGAGACAGAAUCAUAUUAAAGCCAUUUAAUGUUGACAGCGACAGGAAGCAUAAGUCAGACAGUACGAGCCGAUCGACGAGUUCACGAAUGCUGCGAGAAUGAUCCCACUUCAUUAAUCACAAAUCAACACACAAAGUCUCGCGCCGGCUGACAGGAAGUAAAGUGACACGUACGGCUACACGAGUAAUAAACGUGAGUGACUAGAGCGUUAAAGUUCUACAUCAAACGUACGAACGAGUAUGGAGGACAGGACGACAUCGUUAUUUAAAAUUAGUUAAAAAGGCUUCAUAUAUUUGCUGGUAAUAUUUUUUUCUUUAAGAAAAUAUAAAUUGUGCGACUGAAGCUUACAAUACACUGCUGGCAGUAGCGCCGGGUUCGGAGGCGACCCGCCAAGGAGAGUUCGGGUUGUCGGUCGGUCCGGGCGCCGUGUGCUGAGACUCUCUGCUGGAGAGGAAGGGGGUGGGGGGUCGGACACUUUGUUUGAAUCCCGUUGGCCUGCGACUGUCGGUCACGGUGGAAUGCUGCGAUGUGCACGGACAGCGCCGGACUAGAACCAUACAGAUACAUAAAUAAAGGGCAUGGGCUUUGGAGGGGUGGGGA
Molecule: messenger RNA, 2449 nt
Organism: Synchiropus splendidus (mandarinfish)
Lineage: Eukaryota; Metazoa; Chordata; Actinopteri; Syngnathiformes; Callionymidae
Product: serine protease HTRA2, mitochondrial-like
Exons: 8
Coding region: 108-1385 (425 amino acids)
Biological process (GO): proteolysis; positive regulation of apoptotic process; programmed cell death
Cellular component (GO): mitochondrion
Molecular function (GO): serine-type endopeptidase activity; protein binding
Source: RefSeq, a predicted model, not a curated record